GUGAAGUAAUGGUUGUCCAAAGUUGGACUUUCAGUCUACGGAAACUGAAGAUUAUUCAGUUAACUCUAGCUUUGGUCCAGUGUGAUUUUCCAAAUUUUUGGAGCUAUUUUGUGACUGAUCCAUGAGGUAUAAAGCUAUAAUCCUUAUGACUAGUUGGUAGAGGGUUGUUUGGUGGACAGAUUCCCUUAUGUGUGCUCCCACUGUUGUUAUGGAAAACUGAGAGAUCAAAGGGGAGUUGUUAUGGAAAACUGAGAGAUCAAAGGGGAGGAAGUAGAGUAUGCAGUCAAGUAGUACCAGUUCAGUGCUGCUCCAGAAAUAUCCGAGAAAAUAUCUGUAUCCACUAUCUGCUCGAGGGACUUCCGGAGUUUGGCAUCUAAGGAGAUAUGUUACUGAAGGGGGGGUACUUGGCACCCAUGCACACACAAAGAAGUGAUGAGGAGGUGGAAAACUUAUCCAAAUGCUGGCUAGGCUGUCUGCUGCUAUAUUGCUGCUGUCCAUGUGCGGUUGGACACAACUACUAUCUCCCUGUGUCAUGCCUUGCGUGGAAGACAUGCAGUGGAUAAGUGGAACAUAUUACCCCUUGUUUUCCCCUUCUAGGUUCCAGUCUUACCACAGAAAGGAGUACAAAUAGAGCCCUGCUGUGCUCCUGUUAUUCACCUAGCAGGAUCAUCAUGCCUGACCAUUCCUCCAUGCCUUGAUCAAGCCUUCGGCUUUUCCCCAUCUCAUGUGUUCCCUUGCCAAAUCCUGAACCGAAGCUGCCCCUCGAAGUGGUGACCACACCCAGCCGAGUGCUCAUCCUCACCAUGGCCAGGAUUCCUCGGAGGUUGUCUCGGCCAUGUGGUGCCCGUUUCCUACUCCUCGCAGAACUCCUACCAGAAGGAGUGAAGAUUCAACCUGAAGUGGUGACUGAAGAGGAAUCUACUCCAGUGCCUAUUCAUCAAGUGGAUGGAGCUAUCUAACUGGUUAUUGGGUAGAAAGGUAUUAAGCCUCUUCACUGCAACAAAGGCAAGCCCCGAUGCAUUUACCCCUUCCUUGUAUUUUUAAAAAGACUUUUAUACACUUAAGUCUAGUGAAAU
Zea mays is the source of this 1076-nucleotide messenger RNA. RefSeq lists its product as uncharacterized. The transcript has 2 exons. NCBI's taxonomy places the organism in Eukaryota, Viridiplantae, Streptophyta, Magnoliopsida, Poales, Poaceae. The coding region runs from base 804 to 959 and encodes 51 amino acids. The record is from RefSeq and is a predicted model, not a curated record.